This is a messenger RNA of Sporisorium graminicola, 3489 nucleotides long. RefSeq lists its product as uncharacterized. NCBI's taxonomy places the organism in Eukaryota, Fungi, Basidiomycota, Ustilaginomycetes, Ustilaginales, Ustilaginaceae. Gene Ontology annotation, cellular component: peroxisomal membrane; peroxisome; cytosol. The record is from RefSeq and is a predicted model, not a curated record. The transcript has a single exon. Bases 1 to 3489 code for a protein of 1162 amino acids. Gene Ontology annotation, molecular function: ATP binding; ATP hydrolysis activity. Gene Ontology annotation, biological process: protein import into peroxisome matrix.
AUGUCGUGCUCCUCCAAAUCAAAAGGCCGCUCCGCCAAGUCGACCGUUGUCCGGGUUCAAUACGAUGCCACCCUCAAGUCGUCACUUGUACACCUCCCCAUGUGUCUCUAUGCGCCGCUGGUCGACCUCGCAGUUCCACCACAAUCCCUCGUCGUCGAGCUCGACCCUUCUCUCACUUCGCCUCAGGCCGUCCCUUACUAUGCCGGCUGGUCAGGCAUGAGUGCUGCGCCGCUGUCUGUCGGCAAUUCUCUUUCGCAAAAUGCUGCCGCGCCAUCCACAAAUGGCAAGGCCUCCGUCUCGGACGUUCUCAACAUCUCUCCUUCUCUCGCGGCUUCCUUCCAUCCUCCAUUGCCAGACGGCGCUACAUGCUCUGUGCGUCUCCUCCGCUCUCCACCUCUGCCCACCGCCACCAAAAUCGAUGUCACACCCUUGUCGGCAGACGACUGGGAGAUUCUCAGCCUGCAUGCUGAGGAAGUUGAGCUCAACAUGCUCGGACAGGUGCGCGCAGCCACCACGAACCAAGUGCUCACCGUUCACGUCGGCAGGGGCGGCAAUACUGUCGUUCGCUUCCGCGUUGACUCUACCACUCCGAGCACUGCGGCUGUCGACGCGGCUGAGCCCGACACUGACGAUGCAGACGCUGCUGCUGCUGCUGCUGCUGCGGCCGCUAUCGCUGUUCGACUCUCCACCGACACCGAGGUCAUCAUCGCACCCAGGCUGCGCAAAAGGCAAGUCGACCCGUCCACUGAGGAAGAACAUUCUUUGCAACCAACCCACAAGCCCGCUCUCAACGGUACUGGAGAUGCGGCCGAAGCACAAGCGUUGAGGCAGACACUGCCAAAGCUGCUCUGGCGUGUCUUGCCCCAACGCUUCGCACAAGGACUUGCUCUCGACAGUCUUUCCACAAGUGUUGCGGUUCCAUCUACAUCGGCUAUCGGACAUGCACAGCUGCGCACUAUCUACCCAGACGGUCGUCUCUCUCUCACCAAAGUCUCGUGUCCAACUAACAACAGCGCUCAAGAAAUGUCCAAUGCAGCCAGAGACAAGAGCUCCGCGUCGACAACCGCCAAUGGCUUCGAUGAUGCCGCCAACGAUGCAUCCAGCGCACCAGGUACCUUGCCUGUCAGGCCAACAGCAAGUGCUCGCUUCGUCAGUGUCGAUGAUCUGCCUGGCGUCAGAGCUCAACACGACAUUGCAUGGCCCGAACGACACGUGCUUGUCGGCACAAGUCUUCGCGAACAGCUCGGCAUCCAAGAUUAUGAUUUGGUUCGCUUCGGUCCACCACCUCCCGGUUUCUCCAAGACUGCUUCAGCCAAGACGGCUACGCAUACGGACGGCUCUGCUUCAGCAACGAUAACCGAAGAAGAGAGCAAACCAGACCUGGCUGGCGUAGACAACCUGCUUCACGAUGCAACAGAGGCCAUUUCUGCCUGCUUCCGCGCACGUGCUCUCGAAGCCUCAUCUAGCAGCUCCGCCGACGCCAAACCGUUCCAAGGCUCGUCCAGCAUGUUGCUCUCGGGCGGGCCGGGCUCGGGCAAGACGGUCAUCGCUAAGCGCCUCGCAACCGAUCUCUCACGCGACUAUCGCCUCUGCCUCGCCACCACCUACCACGACUGUUCGCCGUACAGCGAAGAGCGCGUGCCCGUGUUACGUGCGCGAUUCACCGAAUGGCUCAACGAGGCAGCGUGGAAAGCGCCCAGCUUGCUCAUCCUCGACAACAUCGAUCGCAUCAUUCCCGCCGAGAUGGAGCAUGUCGACUCGCAGCGCUCUCGCCAGCUUGCCGAGGCGUUUGUGGCUAGAGUCCGGGACUGCGUCAAGAGAUUUGGCGUCUUUGUGGUCGCGACUGCGCAAAGCAGCACGAGUAUCCACAGCUUGCUCAACUCGAGCCAUUUGUGGCUGGACAAUCUGCAGCUCAAGCCGCCAGGCAAACAAGGCAGGAGGGAGAUUUUGGACUUCUUGGUGGGCAAGAAGCUCAGGAACGCCAAUAGUGCGGCCGGUGCAGGCGAGGAAGCACCUUCGGAUCUCAACUUUGUGACGCUGGCGACGCAGACGGAAGGAUAUCUGCCUGCCGACUUGCAGGAUCUGGUCGAGCGGGCGACGCAUCAAGCCGCUAUUCGCAGUGCAAAUGCGACGCAGAGAGCGCCUACUACUCGUCCUGCCGUCAAUGGCAUCGCCAAGAACGGCAUCCAGCACGGUGCAGCCAACGGUGUUGUCACUCCCCCGACCGAGACAGAGCAAGGUCUCUCGAUCACCAUGGACGAUUUUACGCAAGCGCAGGAUGGGUUCACGCCCAUGUCGCUCCGCGACGUCAACCUCGAGAAAUCUUCGGUCGCGUGGUCCGACAUUGGUGGUCUGGUCGAAACACGUCGUGUCCUCCGCGAGACGCUCGAGUGGCCCACCAAGUAUGCAGCCAUCUUCGCCUCGUGCCCGCUGCGUCUGCGCUCCGGUCUGCUGCUCUACGGCUACCCGGGAUGCGGUAAGACGCUGCUGGCCUCUGCUGUGGCAAAAGAGUGCGGACUCAACUUUAUCAGCGUCAAAGGGCCUGAGAUCCUCAACAAGUACAUCGGAGCGUCUGAGAAGUCGGUGCGCGAUCUGUUCGACCGCGCACAGGCGGCCAAGCCAUGCGUGCUCUUCUUUGACGAAUUUGACUCGAUCGCGCCCAAGCGUGGACACGACAGCACGGGCGUCACGGACAGGGUGGUCAACCAGAUGUUGACGCAGAUGGAUGGUGCCGAGGGGCUGGACGGAGUUUACGUGCUUGCUGCGACCAGUCGACCGGAUCUCAUCGAUUCGGCGCUGCUGCGACCGGGUCGAUUGGACAAGUCGUUGCUGUGCGAUAUCCCGACACUGGAGGACAGGGUGGACAUCAUGAAGGCCAUUGCGAGGAAGGUGCAUCUUCACCCGGAGGUCGACUUGGAGAGAUGGGCGGCAAGGACGGAAGGCUUUUCGGGUGCCGAUUUGCAGGCUCUGCUCUACAAUGCGCACCUCGAGGCGAUUCACGAGUCAAUCAACGCUGCUACCGAGGAGAAGAAAGGCGAGGCGAAACAGGACAAAGAUGCGGCGGGUGCGGAUGGCGCGCUCAAGUUCACCACUAUCGGCGGUGGAGGCAAAAAGACGCUCAGCGGCGCAGAGAGGCAGGCUCUCAUAAGAAAGCUCGAGUUGGUGCUCAAAAACACCUAUUCGCAACUGCCGCACAAGGAACCCACCAAAGCGGGACGCAUUCUUCCUGCUUAUCUCACCUCGGCUGGCAUCAACGGCAUCGAUGGCGACCACGAUCCGGAGACCGAAGCACCGAAGAAGAGCAAGAGCAAGACCUUCGUCACCGAGGCGCACCUCGAGACUUCGAUCAAGAGCACGCGUCCUAGUGUGCCUCUGGAAGAGCAGAGGAGGUUGAGAGGCAUCUAUCGCACGUUUGCCGGUGAUCGAGACGGAAGUUUCCCAGACGGUGAGGCGAGCACUCAGAUUGGUGCUAGAAGCAGUCUCAUGUAG